This is a messenger RNA of Engraulis encrasicolus (European anchovy), 966 nucleotides long. RefSeq names its product odorant receptor 131-2-like. Gene Ontology annotation, cellular component: membrane. Gene Ontology annotation, biological process: G protein-coupled receptor signaling pathway; detection of chemical stimulus involved in sensory perception of smell. Gene Ontology annotation, molecular function: olfactory receptor activity; odorant binding; G protein-coupled receptor activity. The transcript has a single exon. The coding region runs from base 1 to 966 and encodes 321 amino acids. Lineage: Eukaryota; Metazoa; Chordata; Actinopteri; Clupeiformes; Engraulidae. The record is from RefSeq and is a predicted model, not a curated record.
AUGACAAUCCCAAACGAUUCCACUGACGAUUCUUCACUGAUACAUCAGCAGAUUUUUGUUGUGGAAGGGAAUGCGAGACACACGUCUAAACAUGUAAUUGGUGUUCUUUUGACUGUGCUUCUGGUAUACAUAAACUGCCUGAUGUUUCACACUCUCCUGAGUAAGCCUGUGUUUAGAGAGCUGCCUCGCUACAUUCUCUUUGCCCACAUGCUCUGCAAUGACACAUUCCAGGUGCUGAUCUCCAUGUCAUUGUAUCUUAUGACUCUGGGCUUACAGAAGAUUCCAAAAGCACUGUGUGCGUUAAUUGUGCUGUUUGCAGCCACAACAUUUUAUAAUGCAGCUUUGAACCUUGCUGUGAUGUCACUUGAGCGCUAUGUGGCCAUUUGCUUCCCAUUAAGACACAGUGAGAUUGUGAACCAGAAAUCAGCAAGUCUAUCUAUUUGUUUCAUAUGGUUCUUAAGUUCAUUAAAUAUUGUAAUAGAUAUACUCUAUUCACUGAUAUUGACUCCAGUGUCUUUUAAAGACUCAAUUUUCUGCCUUCGGGAAAGAAUUCUAAUCUCACCAUGGCAAUUAGAUAUGGCUGAAGGAUUUAACAUAUUUUUCUUUACUACGGUAACAGCUAUUUUAAUCUUCACUUAUGUCAAUGUUGUGAUUGUUGCUCGAUCUGCCUCAUCCCAAAAAGACUCUGCUAAAAAGGCACAACGGACCAUAUUGCUGCAUCUUGGUCAGUUACUCCUCUGUGUUAACUCUUUUAUUUACGGAACUAUAGAGAGAGCCUUGGCUAUGGCCAGCAGCAGUGAUCUGUUUAGGGAUCUGCGAUACCUGAACUUCCUCUUUGUUCUCCUUCUGCCUCGGUGCCUGAGUCCCCUCAUUUAUGGCCUCAGAGACGACGCUGUGAGGCCUUUAUUCUUCUACUAUGCCAGUUUUGGGUCCAGAAAAGUUAAACCCUCUGUAACCGUACACUAG